AUGGUUUACAUGAAGAAUCAAUUCAUCAUGCACUAGAUUAUAUUUUGACAGGUUUAAUGUGUUGUAAAAGCAGUAAACCUGCACAGCAGGUACAUUUCUGAAACCACUAAAUGAAAAUCUCAGCAUCCACGAGGGGAUAGAAAGUACAGUAUGGGGUGGCUGCUGUAAAGAUAACGUGGGCCCCUUAGAGCGUGACACAGGUGAAACUAUAACACAAGCAAUUCUGCAGACGCUGGAAAUCCACACACAGAAUGCUGGAGGAACUCAGCAGCUCAGACAUCUAUGGAAUGAAUGAACAUUUGGCAUCUCGGGCCGAGACACUUCUUCAGGUGAAACUAUACUGAGCAAUAAGGAAAUGGUAGAGGAAUUAAACAAAUGUGUUGUGUCUGUCUUUUGAAUAUAUUAAUUUUAGAACAGAACCACAAGAGGGGGAAUGGGGAAUCCACUGUUCAUUUAACCAGACCUCUAUCUACCUGGUGCCAUUUUCCAACAAGGCUACAGCUGAUACACAGAUCUAUUUUGUGUUUCAAAUGAACACACUGAAUAGACAAUGUUGAACAUUCUCUCAGCAGAGAAAUUUGUCUGUUCUGGUCCAACCACUGACAUUGUGGUCAAGAAUGCAAAACAGCAUCUCUCCUUUUUCAAAGGCAAAAGAAAUUAGUCACUUUCCCACUGACUCUCACUAAUUUUUCAUUAAAUUAAAGGCAUCCGUUAGUCUUGCGAGACCAUGGAUCUGCGCCUGGAAAGUCUUCACUCUUCAGGGCGCAGGCCUGGGCAAGGUUGUAUGGAAGACCAGCAGUUGCCCAUGCUGCAAGUCUCCCCUCUCCACAACACCAAUGUUAUCCAAGGGAAGGGCAUUAGGACCCAUACAGCUUGGCACCAGUGUCGUCGCAGAGCAAUGUGUGAUUAAGUGCCUUGCUCAAGGACACAACACGCUACCUCGGCUGGGGCUCGAACUCACGACCUUCAGGUCGCUAGUCCAAUGCCUUAACCACUUGGCCACGUGCCUACACUAUAAAUGCAUUGUAAACCAGAUCCUAUCCGGAUCACCAUAAACCAUAUCCUAUCCGGAUCACCAUAAACCAUAUCCUAUCCGGAUUACCAUAAACAACAUCCACAUCCUAUCGAGAUCACCAUAAGCCACAUCCACAUCACCAUAAACCAGAUCCUAUCCAGAUUACCAUAAACCACAUCCUAUCUGGAUUACCAUAAACCACAUCCACAUCCAAUCCAGAUCACCAUAAACCAGAUCCUAUCCAGAUCACCAUAAACCACAUCCACAUCCAAUCCAGAUCACCAUAAACCAGAUCCUAUCCAGAUCACCAUAAACCACAUCCACAUCCAAUCCAGAUCACCAUAAACCAGAUCCUAUCCAGAUCACCAUAAACCAGAUCCUAUCCGGAUCACCAUAAACCACAUCCUAUCCGGAUCACCAUAAACCACAUCCUAUCCGGAUCACCAUAAACCACAUCCUAUCUAGAUACACCAUAAACCACAUCCUAUCUAUCUGGAUGCAUCACCACUUCUCUGCCCAUGACCUCAAGGUUAGAUCAAAACCAGCCUCCCCUUCAUAAAGUCUAUCUACAUUUCUCAUCAACUUAGUAAAAUAGCAACAUAAUCAAAGACUCCUCCAACACCCCCCCCCAAACAUUCUCUUUUCUUCCCCAUCCCAUCGGGCAGAAGAUUAAAAACAGCUUGAAGGCACCUGCAACCAGGCUCAACGACUGCUUCCGUCACACUGUUACAAGGGUCCCUAUUACAAUAUGAUGGACUCAGAACCUCACUUUAUCAGGGAUCCCCAACCUUUUUUGCACUGCGGACCAGUUUAGUAUCGACAAUAUUCUUGCGGACCGGCCGACCCGCAGUGGGGGUGGGGGCAGGUAGGGUUGCCAACGGACAAGAGUAGCAGUCAAAUACAUUGCGUUUACCCCCAAAAAAGACUACAAUGACCAUGAAGCCUUGCACAGGCACCAGUGCGCAUGUGAGUCGUGACCUGCAAAUCCUUUUUGGCGAUUCUGUUCGGGGGGGGGGUGGUGUUAAUCACGACCGGAAUAUAGUUGAUAAGUGGUUAAUACACUCAAUUUUGUUUCUAAAAGGGUUUUAUCUAACAAAUUUAAUAUUAAACACACAAAUAUUUUCCUUGCAUGAAUAUAGUGAUAAGACAAUCAUCAGGGGAGCUUGAAGUAAGUGUUGAACGAACUUCCAGUAGAAGUGGUAGAGGCAGGUUCGAUUAUUAUCAUUUAAAGAAAAAUUGGAUAGGUAUAUGGACAGGAAAGGAAUGGAGGGUUAUGGGCUGAGUGCAGGUCGGCGGGACUAGGUGAGAGUGGCGUUCAGCACGGACUAGAAAGGCAGAGAUGGCCUGUUUCCGUGCUGUAAUUGUUAUAUGGUUAUAUAAGUAAGUCAAUAGCAUCAUAACAUUUUAAGUAACGUUUGGAUAUUAAACACACAGCACAUAUUUUCCCCAUAUAAACAUAUAAAAUCAUUGCAACACACCAGUAUCGCUGAAUCAGUGGGAGCCCUGGACUUGUUACCCUGCAACAAGACGGUCCUAUCGAGGGGUGACGGGAGACAGCGAUACUCGAAGGGGGUUCCUUAUGUCCAGUCUAUUCUGCAAUUUAGUUUUUGUUGCAUUCAUUGCAGAAAACCCCGCUUCGCAGAAAAAUGUUGGAAAUGGAAGGAAUGUUUUCAGUGCUUUCGUGGCUAUCUCAGGAUAUUCAGCCUUGACUUUGAUCCAGAAUGCCAACAGAGGUGUUAUGUCAAACAUACUUUUCAGCCCGCCGUAAUUUGCAAGCUCGAGUUGAUCUCCUUCCCGCGCUGACAUGGAUGACGCGCGGGUAAUGACCUCGCAUGCGUAAUGGCUCAAAAGUGACCCUGACUGGAAAUGAGGAAAGGUCCAGCUGACUCCUAUUGCUAAAACAUAUCGUUUCCUCGUGGCCCGGUAGCACAUGCUUUGCGGCCAGGUACCGGUCCGCGGCCCGGUGGUUGGGGACCACUGCUAUAUACUAUAUACCUCACUCACCAUCUACCUAAUUAAGACCUUGCACCUUACUGUCUGCCUACACUGAACUGUCUGAGUAACUGCAACACAUCAUUCUGCAUUUUGUCAUUGCCCUCACUAUGAUGCAAUAAAUCUUUAUGAAUGGCACAUAAACCCCAGAUUUUCACUGCACCUCAGUCCAUGUGACAAUAAUAAACCAACUCACCAUUUUUCUCACCCCAUUCCCAAGCCCUACACUCCUCAGUCUGGAAACUCCUCCCACAUCCAGCCUGCUGAGUUCCUUAAUUUAUUUUCUGAGUUUCUGUGAGCUCUUUUCUCAUUCCUCUGGACUGCAGAGACCACAGCCAAACCUAACCUGCCCUUUCCUCACACAGUAAACCCACCAUCCCAGGACCAGACUGGUGAAUCUUCACUCCACUCCUAGUAUUUUCAAAAGGUGAGGGAUUUUUUUUAAGAUGAUGCCAAGCUGCAGUCAGUGUCGAGAUUGUGGUUUUUAAGUUCAGCUAUUUUUUAAGCUCUAAGGAAUGGUUUAGGGGACAGAGAGGGGAGUUUAGGAAGGUUAGAGAUCAGAUUAAGUGUAUAUUUCGAUCUACAUGUGAUAACUAAAGCUGAAUUACAUGGGAAGGUCUCUCUCUCCCCACCCCCCUUGAAAAAUUCUCAUAGUCUGUCUCCUUGACGCAAGUCUAAAAUCUGGGUAAGCCACGAUCCCCAAACAUCCCACUGAUUACUCCCAAUAUAUUCGGCAGUGCUCACAGGCAGGUGUUGGGGGGGAGGGGGGACUCUUGUGGAAUUUUCUAUGGAAUGACUAUGUGCAAACUAACUGAAAAUACAAGCAACCGUGUGACUGCGGCUUUGAUUGUUUGCUAAACCAGUAUCAAUUGCAAGGUAUUAAAUCUACUCAAUAUCUCCAGGAUACACUCUGAUGGGAUUGGUUGUGAUGGCUGCCAUGGGCCGAAGGACCUGUUUCCAUGCUGUGGAUUGUAUCAUUUUGAUCAAGUAUGGAACAAAACACCAGCAGCAAGAUGGGUACCCGAACUAAUCAGUUCAUCACGUCUGUCUCCAGCCAACAGUGCAUGUCUAAACUCAGUGUCUGGAAAAGCUUGACAAUGCCGAAGGCAAAUAAAGCCAAGACCGCCGACUGCCAAACUACCGAAGUUAGUGCUAACAACGGGUCUGUAAAGAACUUCUCCACGUCUGAGAUACCGUCAGAUAAAACUUACGCCGUGUGUAAGGAAAUAGGUCAGGAGAUUUCUGAGUCAGUUCUGCGUGGCAUUAACGGCCGCUUUGAUGUUUUUGAGACCAAGUUUCAGACGCUUGUGGCCUCACAGGCUGACUUACAAGCCCGUGUGGCUAAUCAAGAACUAACCGCUUGCGACCUCGAAGCACGUGUGCAAGAGCUUGAAGCUAAGUAUUCAGAGCUAAUGAGACAAAACAGCCAGCUUGAAGCUAAAGUGCAUGACUUAGAGGCUCAUUCCCGGAGACAUAACAUUAAGAUUGUAGGGAUACAGGAGGGCGAGGAGGAUGGUAAACCUACUGAAUUUGUUUCCAGACUGAUUCCCAAGUUGCUCGGGGAAGAGCAUUUCCCGUACCAGGUUAAAGUCGAUAGCGCACAUCCCUCUCUCCAGCCAAAGCCAGCUGCUGGCGCUAAGCUGCGCACCAUCUUGGCACGUAUCCAUCACUUUCAAGUGAAAGAGCUGAUCCUGCGCUGCAGCAGACUACGACCCAUGGAGUAUGAGGGAAACAAGGUCUUCAUCUUCCCGGACUAUACUAAUGAGCUGAUGACUCAAUGUUGUGCCUUUCGAAAUGUACUGCAAACUCUGCGUGAUGGAGGAAUCAAGUACUCCCUGCAAGUAUCUGGCUAGGCUCUAUAUUUAUCAUCAAGAUGGAAGAGCGCCUAAAGUAUACGACGACCCGAUGGAAGCAGCACGAUUCUUGGAAAGGAAUAACGCAUGCAAAAGGGAGUAGAUAUAUUGACACUGUUUAUUCAGCUUAUAUUUGUGCCGGUUUCCAUGUUGGGAUAAGGGGAAACCUGCUCGUUAUAUGUAGUUUUACAAUGCUGUAUGCUGCACUGGGAUUUAAUUGCAGAGAAUGUUCUAAAUAUUUCUGUUAUUAUAAGGGUAAAAUUUGAGUUGGUGUCAUGAAUGUUCAGCUUCAGGUGCUGACAUUGGAUAACUCUCCCCUGCCCUAAUAGCAUUUUUUUAACGGUAUUAUAUAGUUUGUGUUAUAAAUUUUCUCGGAGAGGGGGUUUGUGAUAACUGUGUAAUGUUAGUUACCUGCCCAACUGUUCCUUUUGGGAUGGAAAUGGAGAACCAUGUGUCUGGUUUAGGGAGACACGAACAGGGGUGGGUUAGAGUGUGUGAUGUUCUUGUUUAUGGCUCAGACAUGUUUUUUUUGUGUAUGUUGUGCUCUAUGAGGCUGCCAGCUAUUUUGCAUUGUUUAUUAUGUUUGUGCUCAACUCUAAUAAUCUCUUUUUUAUUCUCAUAUGCAAAGGCCUUGCGAUAGAACACAACUGGGGGGGGUAAAGAUAUUACAAUAGUCUCGUGGAACGUUAAGGGCCUUGGUUAUGUUGUUAAGAACGAUAAAGUUUUUAGACAUCUUAAAUCUCUAUCUGCAGAUGUGAUUUUUCUACAGGACUUGAUAGUUAGGGGGUCAGAUAGGUGAUUCUGUGGGCGCAGUCAGAAGACCCGGAUGGUAGUUUGCCUCCCUGGUGCCAGGGUCUGGGAUGUUUCUGAUUGCAUCCAAGAUAUCCUGAAGUGGGAGGGUGCAGAGCCAGAGGUCGUGGUACAUAUAGGUACCAAUGACAUAGACAGGAAAAGGGAAGAGAUCCUGAAAGGAGAAUAUAGGGGGUUAGGAAGGGAGUUGAGAAGAAGAACUGCGAAGGUAGUAAUCUCGGGAUUACUGCCUGUGCCACGCGACAGUGAGUAUAGGAAUAGAAUGAGGUGGAGGAUAAAUGCGUGGCUGAGGGACUGGAGCAGGGGGCAGAGAUUCAAGUUUCUAGAUCAUUGGGACCUCUGUUAGCGCAGGUGUGACCUGUACAAAAAGGACGGGUUGCACUUGAAUCCUAGGGGUCUAAUAUCCUGGCAGGGAGAUCUGCAAAGGCUACUGGGGAGACUUUAAACUAGAAUGGUUGUGGGGGGUUGGGAAUCAAACUAAAGAGACUAGGAGAGAGGAGGUUAGUUCACAAAUAGAGGAAGCUAGUAGACAGUGUGUGAGGGAGGAUAGGCAGGGGAAGAGAACGGGAGCUCUCAGAAUGAAGAUGUAAGGGAGAAGGAAGAAAAAGAUAACAAAGUUGUUUGCACCAUUAGGGAUAAACAGAGAGUAAGAGGUGCAGAGUUUCUUAAAUGCAUCUAUUUUAAUGCUAGGAACAUUGUAAGAAAGGUGGAUGAGCUUAGAGCAUGGAUUGAUACCUGGAAAUAUGAUGUUGUAGCUAUUAGUAAAACAUGGUUGCGGGACGGGUGUGAUUGGCAACUAAAUAUUCCUGGAUUUCGUUGCUUCAGGUGUGAUAGAAUCGGAGGAUCAAGAGGGGGAGGCGUUGCAUUGCUUGUCACAGAAAAUAUUACAGCGGUGCUUUGGCAGGAUAGAUUAGAGGACUCGUCUAGGGAGGCUAUUUGGGUGGAACUGAGGAAUGGGAAAGAUGUAGUAAUGCUUAUAGGGGUGUAUUAUAGACCACCUAAUGGGGAGCGAGAAUUGGAGGAGCAAAUUUGUAAGGAGAUAGCAGAUAUUUGUAGUAAGCACAAGGUAGUGGGAUUGUGGGAGAUUUUAAUUUUCCACACAUAGACUGGGAAACCCAUUCUGUAAAAGGGCUGGAUGGUUUGGAGUUUGUAAAAUGUGUGCAAGAUAGUUUUUUGCAGCAAUACAUAGAGGUACCAACUAGAGAAGGGGCAGUGUUGGAUCUCCUGUUCGGGAAUGAGAUAGGUCAGGUGACGGACAUAUGUGUUGGAGAGCACUUCGGGUCCAGUGAUCACAAUGCCAUUAGUUUCAAUAUAAUUAUGGAGAAAGAUAGAACUGGAACCAGGGUUGAGAUUUUUGAUUAGAGAAAGGCUAACUUUGAGGAGAUGUGAAAGGAUUUAGAAGGAGUGGAUUGGGACAAUUUGUUUUAUGGGAAGGAUGUAAUAGAGAGAUGGAGGUCAUUUAAAGGUGAAAUUUUGAGGGUACAGAAUCUUUAUGUUCCUGUAAGGUUGAAAGGUAGCACAUGCAGGGUUAAUGAUAAGGCACUGAGGAGUGCAGUGGAACACAGGAAUCUGGGAAUACAGAUACAAAAUUCCCUAAAAGUGGCGUCACGGGUAGAUAGGGUCGUAAAGAGAGCUUUUGGUACAUUGGCCUUUAUUAAUCAAAGUAUUGAGUAUAAGAGCUGGAAUGUUAUGAUGAGGUUGUAUAAGGCAUUGGUGAGGCCGAAUCUGGA
Messenger RNA from Mobula hypostoma (lesser devil ray), 7400 nucleotides. RefSeq lists its product as uncharacterized. Bases 3997 to 4860 code for a protein of 287 amino acids. The record is from RefSeq and is a predicted model, not a curated record. Gene Ontology annotation, cellular component: ribonucleoprotein complex. The transcript is spliced from 2 exons. Gene Ontology annotation, molecular function: single-stranded RNA binding. Gene Ontology annotation, biological process: retrotransposition. NCBI's taxonomy places the organism in Eukaryota, Metazoa, Chordata, Chondrichthyes, Myliobatiformes, Myliobatidae.